CCCGGCCGUGUUUAUUGGACCACGCUGCCUGGGGAGACCUUCCCCACGGGUCAGCGCAGCCUGGGGUGCCCGGGUGCUCCCCUCCGCCAGCCACUGGCGCUGCCGCCACCUCCCGCAGCGCAGUGGCUGCCUGGCCGGGACUGGCCGGGCUCCCGGCGCCGGCCCGUCCGGAGCCACCGCCCGCCCGCGGGGCCAUGAGGCGGCCGCGCAGCGCGGUGGGGGCCCGUGGGGCUGCAGCAUGAGCGGGUCCUGCCUGGGGCUCCGCAAGGCCUGCUUCCUACUGUCCGUCAGCGCUGCCGCCCUCCUGCUCCUCUUGCUGCCGCGGGGGCAGCCCCCCGCCGCGCCCCGUCGUCGCCCGCCGCCCGCCGCUGGGCCUAGUGGCCCACCGCUGCAGCGGGCGGGCCCCGGAGGAAGCGGCGUGCACGGCACACGGGCGGGCUCUCGCGGGGAGCCGAGCGGCGGGCUGGGGGCCGUGGUGGGCGGCCGGGGCGGAGGCCUUACUGCCAGCCCGCAGCCUGUGCUGAAGAGCCGCCUUAGGCCAGCCGGGGGCUCGGCCAGGGAGAGUCUGGAGCUGAAGGACAUCUUCAUUGCGGUGAAGACCACAAGGAAGUACCACAAGAGCCGGCUGGACUUGCUUCUCCAAACCUGGAUCUCCCAGGCGAGGGGACAGACCUUUAUAUUCACAGACUGGGAGGACCGGGAGCUGCGCCUGAAAGCAGGGGAUCAUAUGAUCAACACCAACUGUUCUGCUGUCCAUACCCGGCAAGCUCUCUGCUGCAAGAUGUCUGUGGAAUAUGAUAAAUUCCUGGAAUCUGGGCAAAAAUGGUUUUGCCAUGUGGAUGAUGACAACUACGUGAACCCUCGGACACUCCUGCGCCUCUUAUCUGCCUUCUCUCACAGCCAGGAUGUCUAUGUGGGGCGACCAAGCCUGGACCAUCCCAUUGAAGCAGCUGACCAUGUCCAAAGUGAUGGAUCAAAGACAACUGUGAAAUUCUGGUUUGCCACAGGUGGAGCAGGAUUCUGCAUCAGCAGAGGUCUUGCCCUGAAGAUGAGUCCCUGGGCCAGCCUGGGUAAUUUCAUCAGCACUGCAGAAAGAGUGCGUCUCCCUGACGACUGCACGAUUGGCUACAUCAUUGAAGGGCUGCUGGAGGUAAAGCUCCUGCACAGCCCCUUGUUCCAUUCCCAUCUGGAAAACCUGCAGAGACUACAAGGCGAGUCUGUGCUGCAGCAGGUAACCCUAAGUUAUGGGGACCCUGAAAACAAGCACAAUGUUGUGAGUGUGGGAGGAGUGUUUGGCCUUCAGCAAGAUCCAACACGAUUUAAAUCUGUCCAUUGUCUGCUCUAUCCUGAUACUAUUUGGUGCCCUGCUAAGAAGAGUCGUAAUUCUUGACUGGAUGCUGACACCUGUUUACCUUCCCUAGUUCGCAUAAGACAGGAGGCACGGUGGACUCUUGGUGUAUUUCUUUCUUUUACUGGGAAACAACCAGAGGUAUCUACAAAGAAGGCAGACCGACUCCAUUUGCAAAAGCAAGGUGGUGUCCUUUGUUCAGCUGCAGCCUGGGACAUGCCAAGAAGAAUCCUUGUUCUUUUGUGCAGUGGCUCUUCAUGUCAUGACCACAGUCACGUGUAGAAGUCACUUCACGCUGUGGUCGGAUGUCACGUGAGUCGGUGCUUGGACACAUCCUAGGCAAAUGCAGUACUUGGAAUGAUAGCAUUUUUACUACUGUUAGGGGCUUUUAGAGGCCAUUGUCCUGGAGCUGGAGUGCUAUAGCAGACUGUAGUCCCCAUGGUGACAAGAGAGGGGAAGCUUUCACUCAUCUUUCUUGGGAACAGAAUGAUUUAAGAGCUGCUGUGGCCUGCCAUAUUAAAACUGCACCCAUGGGCCAGAACAGGGUCUGUUUGUAACCCCCCUGAAGUCCUGGAAUCACUAGGGUGAAGAAGGCUGAAAGCCUUUGUCAUGGGGAAAACCCUGUGGAGGGGUAAAGCUUACUGAGGACUGGAUAAGAGUUGCUUACAGUGCACAUUCUCCCAUGUAGUCCUUGUGUGCCUCCCGUGGAGGUGAUUGUCAGAUUUGGCUCCCUUUCCAGCUGAAUUGCAGUGGUGGCUGAUUAUAAUGAUGGUCUGCCAGGUCCAAGACUAUUCCCUUGAUAUUUGAUACUGAAGAAAUAUUUGCCAGACUGGAUGGUAACCACAUCUCCUACUUUGCCCACAGCAGGUUGUAUGAGCUAGAGCAUACUUGCUGGCUGAUGAAACCUGCCCUGUUUCUGGAUCUUUUGCUGUCUGUGAGGGAGGAGGAGUGCUAGAUAGCUGUAAUGCCCUGAGGAAGUUUUAGACUGUACCAUUUGAAGACCUUUAAUUGUAUGACUGUGAUUACUCCAGUUCAGCUUCUUCAGAUAAUCUUUUGGUUACUUUAUGGUCUAGAUCAGUGUUGUUUUAUUUCUUCUUAAUGUUCCAAUAAACAGUCCUUGCUGUCUCUAAAAGGAGACUACACAUUUGCAUAAAGGAAGAAGUUCAACAUUGUAGCAGUAUCACCUGCUGCUGCCUUUUAAAUAAACCCAGUUUUGAAAGUGGAAGUGGGGCUCCAUAGGGUUACUUUUCUGUCAGCCCAAACUUUGUCCAUGUGCAAUCUCUACCCAACAUGAAUAAUAGCAUUAGAAAAAACAUCUUUGCAAACACCACUGUCUACUCUUCAGAAAACACAAGCUGGUUUAGUGGAAGAGCCUAAGGUUGAAUUCUGGGGAGAACAAUAGGAUGAUAUUGUAGAACCUGGAACCAUGAUUAAGGGCUAGAAUGUGGACUUGGCAAAAGGUUCAGAUUUCUGAACUGCUGUGUUGUGGAUUUCAGCUAGCUGCUGAACUUCCUGCCACUUGAAAAGUGGUGUAAUGAGGACAACUGCCUGCAGCAUAUUCAAAUGGGAAAUUGAGCAGGUAUCAGCCUCCUGAAAUACACUGUUCCCUGUGCUCUUGCUUAUAGCACAAACCUUUCAGCACUUAACCUGGGUACCCUGUCCUCUCUGCGUGGUUUUAUUGAGCUUGUUUGCUGCUGAGUGGAGUUGACUGCUACUUGCUGCGGUCCUGCAGCUCAUUCUGAAAUUUCUCCUUCAUGUCUACUAAGGUGACCAUGAGAUACAGGAAUAAGAAUGCUGCAGGGAACUGGAUCACAGUUCAGCUAGCACAGUGGCUGUUCUAUAUCAGGUACACCUGUAACACUGACAGCCUGUUACAGAAAAUGGAGAAGGACGUGUGGAAUAGUAGGUUGUGGGAUGUUCUACCUCUCUGUUAGGUCUUCUGCUCACUAGAAUUGAAGCAUUCUAUGGUUUAGUAACUUGUCAUUAAUAGCUCUGGAGAUUCCUGUUCUUAAA
Messenger RNA from Dryobates pubescens (Downy woodpecker), 3361 nucleotides. RefSeq names its product RFNG O-fucosylpeptide 3-beta-N-acetylglucosaminyltransferase (gene RFNG). Gene Ontology annotation, biological process: regulation of Notch signaling pathway; pattern specification process. The transcript has 8 exons. Gene Ontology annotation, molecular function: O-fucosylpeptide 3-beta-N-acetylglucosaminyltransferase activity. Bases 239 to 1390 code for a protein of 383 amino acids. Gene Ontology annotation, cellular component: Golgi membrane. NCBI's taxonomy places the organism in Eukaryota, Metazoa, Chordata, Aves, Piciformes, Picidae. The record is from RefSeq and is a predicted model, not a curated record.